AUCCUAUAAAUAGGAGAAAUUUCCGAUUCAUCGGUAAAAAAAUCAUUAAAAAAGAAUAUUAUGCAUGAAUUGGUUAGAAUGAUUUAGAACUCCCGAAAGAAGGAAAAAAAAAGAGUUAGAACAGGCAGUUGGACUUGCAUGAAACAGGACAGUGUUAGGGGUGGAGAAUUGCUGAGGAGUGAAGGGAUUAUCGAACAGAUCAGAAAAUGAUUUAUACUUCGUAUAUGAUCAGCUACUCCUCCAGCAAGUUACGGAAUGCUCAGAACAUUCUGCGGCACAAGCCUGCCAUUUUAGCCCGUUGCUUUUCGAAAGACGUUGGUGCCUGUGGUGAUAAAGGAGAUGGUCUUUCAAGCACUCAACAACUUGGUCCUGUGCCUGGAAAGAGAGACAGAGGAUGUAAAUCUCCCGUCGGUUGCACUCCUAGUACAGUCAAGAACUUUGGCUACACUUCCCGAGCAAAAGAUUUUGGCCUCUUUAAGAUCUCACUAGGAGAGUUCAAGGGCGAUUUUUCAAGAACAGUAACAAAAAUGGGCAUCCCAAUGGCUGGCUUGGGGUUAAACAGGACAUCUUCAUGUUUACAGGCAUCUGCCAGAAGAGGUUUUUCUUCUGAUUCAGGUCUUCCUCCACACCAAGAGAUUGGAAUGCCGUCCCUCUCUCCUACAAUGACGGAGGGUAACAUAGCACGGUGGCUGAAGAAAGAGGGAGAUAAAAUUUCUCCUGGUGAAGUACUAUGUGAAAUUGAAACUGAUAAAGCAACUGUGGAGAUGGAAUGCAUGGAAGAAGGUUAUCUUGCUAAGAUACUACGUGGUGAUGGUGCAAAAGACAUAAAAGUUGGCGAGGUGAUUGCUGUAACUGUGGAAGAAGAGGAUGAUGUUGCGAAAUUCAAGGAUUACCAAGCUUCAACAUCGGGAGCUGCUGGAGUUGAAGUGGCAUCCGAUUCUACACCUCCCAAGAAAGAGGAAUCUCAGCCUGUUGGUUCUCUUGCAUCAAACGCUUCAAAAGGUCUUCCUCCACACCAAGAGAUUGGAAUGCCGUCCCUCUCUCCUACAAUGACGGAGGGUAACAUAGCACGAUGGUUGAAGAAAGAGGGAGAUAAAGUUUCUCCUGGCGAAGUACUAUGUGAAGUUGAAACUGAUAAAGCAACCGUGGAGAUGGAAUGCAUGGAAGAAGGUUAUCUUGCUAAGAUACUGCAUGGUGAUGGUGCAAAAGACAUAAAAGUUGGUGAGGUGAUUGCUGUAACUGUGGAAGAAGAGGAUGAUAUUUCAAAAUUCAAGGAUUACAAAGCCUCGACAUCGGGAGCUGCUGGAGUUGAAGGGGCAUCCGAUUCUACCCCUCCCAAGAAAGAGGAAUCUCAGCCUGUUGGUUCUCCUUCAUCAAAGGCUUCAAAAGUGGAUGAAAGUCCUCAAGCAGAAGAUCGCAUUUUCAUGAGCCCUCUUGCAAGAAAAUUGGCAGAAGACCACAAUGUACCACUUUCAAGCAUCAAAGGUACUGGUCCUGAAGGGCGCAUUGUCAAGGCUGAUGUUGAAGAUUACUUGGCUUCAAGCGCGAAGGCUGUCUCCACACCAGUCUCCAAGGGCACAACAACCCAAACAUUAGAUUAUUCUGAUGUUCCAGUUUCUCAGAUAAGAAAAGUCUCAGCAUCACUGUUGCUGCUAUCGAAACAAACUAUACCUCACUAUUAUUUGACAGUAGACACCUGUGUCGACAAACUUGUGAGUUUGCGGAGCGAACUAAAUUCCCUACAAGAAGACUCUGGCAGGAGGCAGAUUUCUAUCGAUGACCUUGUAAUAAAGGCUGCUGCUUUGGCUCUUCGCAAAGUUCCUCAGUGUAACAGUUCUUGGAUGAACGAUUACAUCCGACAGUACAACAAUGUGAAUAUCAACGUUGCUAUACAAACAGACAAUGGACCAUUUGCCCCCGUCAUCAGGGAUGCAGACAAGAAGGGGCUAUCAAAAAUUGCUGAAGAGGUUGAUCAUUGGACCCAGAAAGCCGAAGACAACAGCCUAAAACCUGAAGAUUAUGAGGGAGGCACAUUUACCGUUGUGAAUUUGGGAGGUCCCUUUGGAAUCAAGCAGUUAUGUGGCAUCAUCAUUCCUCCUCAUGCUGCCAUUCUGGCCAUUGGAUCUGCAGCUGAAAGGAGGGUGAUCCCUGGUGUGAGCCCCAAUCAAUUCAACUUUGGUUCCUUCAUGUCGGCCACAUUAAGCUGUGAUCACCGUGUAAUUGAUGGUGCUAUCGGUGCAGAAUAUCUAAAAGCAUUCAAAGGCUACAUCGAGAAUCCACAUUCCAUGUUGAUCUAACUCAUUGGGGGUGUGCCUGUAUACACAUUUUUGUAGCUUUCAGUUCAAAUAAGGGGCUCUUGAUGCGACCCAUUUCUCUGAUUUUUCUUCUUUUCUUCCCCGUGACUUUUCAUUUAUUUUGGCGUGUUUACCAUGACUGCCUGUUCUUGAGAGUAGAAAGUGUCUACUUCUGAAGUCCGAUAGGAUAUGAUUGGUUGUCUUGAGUCCCCUACACAUACUGAAAAUCUAAUGAGUUGAAUUGUUUUCGUAUUGAGAUUUAAAAGCCAUGCCAAAAAUC
Messenger RNA from Magnolia sinica, 2574 nucleotides. RefSeq names its product dihydrolipoyllysine-residue acetyltransferase component 3 of pyruvate dehydrogenase complex, mitochondrial-like. The transcript has 23 exons. The coding region runs from base 207 to 2297 and encodes 696 amino acids. Gene Ontology annotation, biological process: pyruvate decarboxylation to acetyl-CoA. Lineage: Eukaryota; Viridiplantae; Streptophyta; Magnoliopsida; Magnoliales; Magnoliaceae. Gene Ontology annotation, molecular function: dihydrolipoyllysine-residue acetyltransferase activity. The record is from RefSeq and is a predicted model, not a curated record. Gene Ontology annotation, cellular component: pyruvate dehydrogenase complex.